CUUCACAAAUAAAAACUGUAAACACCGCAUACAACCUGUGUAAAAAUGUGCUCGUAAAAACAAAAGAACAUAAAAUAAGGUAUAAAAAAAUUCUAACGUAAUGUGUUUUCAGCUGUUUCUCAACACAAUCUUUUCAAUAAGAGCACAAGGACAGAGCUAAAGUGUGGGAGCCACUGCUCGAAAGGCCCGACCACCUCUGGUAACCAGUAAGCAGUAAAACUGGGGAGAUGUGCGCCCUUACUGGUACGUUAUGUCAGCAAAUAGCCACUAGAUGGCAGAGUGAAAGACUCUAAUACUCAAUUUCACUUCCGCAACAAAAGCGGAAAUUACGUCAUAGUAUGAGCUGUGUUUACAAUCGACGGUGAAGCGGUUUCUGGAUAAGUAGAAAUAGAAGAAGAAUUGCAUUUGUUAGAGAAGGAAACCUGGAGCUAACCUCUUAUGGCGGAUCCAGCGGUAGUAUCGGGAGGGUCGCUGCCCUCCUGCGGGCGUGGCGCUAAAGCGGCUUCCAGCGCCGCGGAGAACUACCAGCUGGCCCGCCGUCGCACCCUGCAGGUUGUUGUCAGCGCCCUGCUGACCGAGAGCGGCUUUGAGAGCGCAGAGAAGGCCGCGGUGGAGACGCUCACGGAGAUGAUGCAGAGCUAUAUAAGUGAAAUAGGUCGUUGUGCCAAAGCAUACUGUGAACACACGGCCAGGAGCGUCCCAACCCUCUCUGACACGGUGGUCACACUCAUUGAAAUGGGUUUUAAUGUCGACACUCUCCCCGUGUACGCCAAGCGGUCACAGAGGAUGGUCAUUACAGCUCCUCCAGUCACGAACACACCAACAACACCUAAAUCCCUGUCAGCUGGGCACAAGCGCACUCACCCACCUCAUAUUCCUAGCCACUUCCCAGAGUUUCCGGACCCUCAUACCUACAUCAAAACACCUACAUUCAGAGAGCCUGUGUCCGAGUACCAAGUGGUGAGAGAAAAGGCAGCGAACCAGAGGAGAGACGUAGAACGGGCCCUCACACGCUUCAUGGCCAAAACUGGAGAAACUCAAAGCCUCUUCAAAGACGACGUCACGGCCUUCCCAUUGAUCGCAGCUCGGCCAAGCACCAUCCCAUAUCUGAGCGCCCUCCUGCCCUCGGAGCUGGAACUGCAGUCGCUGGAGGAGACGGACUCCUCUGAGCAGGACGACCAGACCGACAGCGAGAACACAGCUGGAAAUAUGGUGACACUCGUUUUGCAGCUCAUGCUACGGCAGAUGAGGGAGAAGCGGACAGGGAGGGAUUGGUUAGCAGACCUGCCAAACAGAAGAGGAUCCAUGUGUCUCACAAGUUUUUGUCCAAAUAUCAAGAACAGUGGCCAUGCUUGCGACCCUCUAAACAAUCUCAGCAUGCAUUUUGCACAAUCUGCAAUUAUGAUGUGGACAUAAGCCACCAGGGAGCUGCAGGUAAUCAGUAAAUUAGCCCUGGUGAUGUGUGCAGAUGUGCUUUAAGCCAAUGUAAUAUUACAUUCUUGAGAACAGAAACACCUAUUGCAAUUUACAAAAUAAAUAAUUACCAUUAAAUACAUAUAAAUGUUUUUUAUUAAUUUGUAUUGAAAUAAUUUAAUGCAAGUAACUUGUAUGAGCACAAAUAUUAUAUAAUUACACUUUAGAGUUUUACUGUUUAAUAUUAAAAUACAUGAUACUUUGGAGUCAGGUCAAACUAAAAAUGUCUAUAACCUUACUAGUCGGAAUAAGAACUAUGAACAUGUGUGUGUGCGUGUGUGUGUGUGUGCAUGCGUAAAAUU
Nothobranchius furzeri (turquoise killifish) is the source of this 1775-nucleotide messenger RNA. RefSeq names its product TAF8 RNA polymerase II, TATA box binding protein (TBP)-associated factor (gene taf8). Gene Ontology annotation, molecular function: protein heterodimerization activity. The record is from RefSeq and is a predicted model, not a curated record. Gene Ontology annotation, biological process: transcription initiation at RNA polymerase II promoter. Gene Ontology annotation, cellular component: transcription factor TFIID complex. NCBI's taxonomy places the organism in Eukaryota, Metazoa, Chordata, Actinopteri, Cyprinodontiformes, Nothobranchiidae.